This is a messenger RNA of Fibroporia radiculosa, 951 nucleotides long. RefSeq lists its product as uncharacterized. NCBI's taxonomy places the organism in Eukaryota, Fungi, Basidiomycota, Agaricomycetes, Polyporales, Fibroporiaceae. Gene Ontology annotation, molecular function: catalytic activity. The coding region runs from base 1 to 951 and encodes 316 amino acids. The record is from RefSeq and is a predicted model, not a curated record. The transcript has 6 exons.
AUGAAUCCAUCCUCAUACAAGCAGAUCACCACCACACGGGGCUUCAAGUAUAACUAUUAUGUGUCUGCUGGGGACCCCUCCAAGCCGAUCCUGCUGUUCAUCCAUGGCUUUCCUUCUACAUCCUAUGACUGGCAUCUCCAAGUGUCCUUCUUUAAAAAGGAGGGUUUUGGUAUGAUCGUGCCCGAUGUCCUGGGUCAUGGACAGACAGACAAGCCUACGGACCCUGCGGCCUACAAGCACAGUGGAAUGGCAGCGGACAUUGUCAACAUUUUAGAUGCAGAAAAUGUCGACAAGGCUAUCGCCAUUGGGCAUGAUUGGCAUGGCUGUCUCUCUGCUCUCCUUGCGUCUCUUGAGGUGACCUUCAUGCGUUCAGGGGCUCGUCUCUACUACGACGCUGCCGCGGCACGACUGAAGCAAGCGAUCGGGUACGAACCGUUUGGAUACUGGCACUUUUUCUCGGAGGACGGAGCGAACAAAGUCAUUAUGGAACACGGUGAAUCUUUCCUCAACUUGUUUUACCCACGGGACCCCAUAAUUUGGAAGGAGCAUAUGUGUCCCCCGGGCGAGAUCAAGGAGUGGUUGUUGGCAGACAAGAAGGCACCACCUGCUAGUUAUUUGACCGAACAGGACAGAGAGGACAUCAUGAGCAGAAUUAGCAUCGAUGGGCUUGCUGGCGGCCUGAAUUGGUACAAGGUGUACACAUUAGGCAUAACCAGUGAAGAUGACAGACAGAUACCGGAGGCCAACCACGUCAUCCAGCAACCGGUCCUUUACAUCGGAGGCAAGAUGGACUACGUUUGUGUACCAGCAAUUGGCUACCCAACUCUCAACAAAUAUUGUCCAAACCGGACCCUGAAGGAGUACGACGCCGGACACUGGCUACAGUUCGAAGUUGCCGAUCAGGUGAACAACGAGAUCUUGGCGUGGAUCAACGACAAUGUGAAGUUAUAA